GUUAAUUUUUUGUUUACAAAUCAAGUGCUCCUAUCUUUUCGCGAACGUGGAUGUUUAAUGAUUAUUGCAGAUCAAUUUAAGUGGUAAAAUUAGCAUUAUGGUGUAGAGUUAAAGAAGUUCAGGUGCAGCAAACUUACUCUUUUUGUUUCAAGUGAUCCACCGUUUUGGAUUUUACCUCUCAAGUGUCAACUAUGGGUGGGCUCUUUAGUUACUUCAGAAAUCUUCUCGGAGGACGAGAAAUGAGGAUCCUUAUCCUAGGUUUAGAUGGAGCAGGAAAAACAACUAUUCUGUACAAAUUGCAAGUUGGUGAAGUCGUUACAACUAUACCAACCAUAGGAUUUAAUGUGGAGCAAGUUACUUACAAAAACCUCAAGUUCCAAGUCUGGGACUUGGGUGGCCAGACAAGUAUAAGACCAUACUGGCGAUGUUACUAUUCAAACACAGAUGCUAUUAUCUAUGUAGUAGACUCAGCAGAUAAAGAUAGGAUUGGCAUCUCCAAGGAUGAACUCUUGUACAUGCUCCGGGAGGAGGAGUUACAGGGUGCAAUUUUAGUUGUCCUUGCCAACAAGCAAGACAUGGAUGGCUGCAUGAGCGUGACAGAGGUAUAUCAAGCUCUAGGACUGGAUGCACUAAAAAAUCGAACAUUCCAAAUCUUCAAAACUUCAGCUAAAAAAGGAGAAGGGCUAGAAGAGGCAAUGGACUGGCUGUCUAAUGCUCUAACAAGCAGAAAAUGAUUCCUAAAACAAAUUUCCUUAUAUUUGAUCCUUGUUAAUUGUGAGUUCCGUCUCAUAAAAAGUUCUGUAAAGUAUUGCAAGUGUAAAUAAAUAUAUAUUUUAUCUAUUUAAAAUUUACUGUGAGGAUAGAUUUUUAUGUAUUUUUUACAUAACUUAUGAAGAACACAGUGGAUAUUAGCUGUAAAUAGGGGCCCGUUUCGUUUUUGAAUUUCGUGUAGCUCUACUCUUGACUUUUUAUCAAUCUUUUCUACAUCUUAUCCUCCUUUUUAAUUCAGUUUUGUGUUGUUUUUAUUUCUCUUUUGUAUAUUUUAUGAUCUACAUCUAAUGUAAAACCUGAAAUAGAGGAAGUUUAGUGAAGAAAGUAUGUUAGUAUGUAUUUGGCAUAACUCAAGUUCUUUUCAACACUUCGGUGAAAAGAAAAGAUGGUCAAUUCUCUUAACCUGAACAAGAAUUAUGUCAGUGAAUUUCCGUGGAGUAAUAAUUACUCAACUUAUCAUUUUGAGUUCUCUCCUACACAAGAACUUUUGAAUAUUCAUCACGUCAACAGAAUGCACAGAUAAUAAAUCUGUUUUGACUUUCUAAGAUAUUGUGAACUUUUAAUACGACCAAAAAUGUUAGCUCUGUGUAAAAAUAUUUGUCUUCAUAUAAACAAAAGCAAAUUUAUCAUGUACUGAAAUGCAAUAGAGGAUUUUUAUUCAGUGCUGACGCAGCUGAAUUCAUUUUGCAUCAAAGGGAAAAAAGCAAUUCCUUCCUCAGGGUGUAACAAGUUAUCUCUCAAAAAAGAUUCACUGAGGAUAAUGUUUCUGAGCUUUACUUAUUUAUUAUUAUUAUUAAUUUUCUCUUUCUUAGCCAGAGUUGGAAAAGAGACAGCAGUUAUUAUAGAUUUUUGACCAAAUAAGAUUGGCCCAUCUUUUAUAGUCAGCAAUUUAUCCCAAAUUCCAUGGUAUGGGGCUAAAACAGGUUUGAUCAUUUUGUCAAUAAUAUCACCAACAAAAAAGAAGGCAAUCAUACAGGUGUCAUAUUACAUGAUAAAGUUUUUUUUUUCAAGCGGAACAUUGAUUAAAAUUUCUUUCAGUGUAUACUUUUUCAUAGUUCAUGUAGGCUCACAAAACAAAUUUACCUUUGUUUUUCCCUCCUUUCACGAUGUGAUUGAUUCAAACUAAAAACCUUUAAACAUGUGUAAUGUUGCAUUUUUACAACUUCACCACCAAUUCCCACUAGUAGGUGUGCUUUUUUGUUUUGUAUAUUUCUCUUCAUGUUUUUUCUGAAGAAAAUACACUAUUUUUAUUCCCUCCUUCCAUUUCUCUUCUCUUACUUAAUCCAUUUUGAAUUUGGAUGCCGAGUUCAUGUGUUCACUACUAAAUUUUAAUAAAGAAGCACACUUUAUUUAA
Molecule: messenger RNA, 2125 nt
Organism: Bemisia tabaci
Lineage: Eukaryota; Metazoa; Arthropoda; Insecta; Hemiptera; Aleyrodidae
Gene: Arl1
Product: ADP ribosylation factor-like 1
Molecular function (GO): GTP binding; GTPase activity
Source: RefSeq, a predicted model, not a curated record